CUAAACCGUGUUUACCCCAGAAACCUGAACUGUGGACAGACAGAAGAGGAGAGAGAGAGAGAGAGAGGGAGAGAGAGAGAGAGAGAGAGAAAAUUCAGACACAAUAAAACUCUGAGGGGAAAAAUAUGUGGAAGGAGGAGGCAGCAGCGGCCUGGGGAAGGGAUUGAAAAGUUUCCUCUGGCUUAACUUCUCCCCCCCCCCCGCAGCAGCAGAGCAACGCCAGCAGCACAAGCUGACCACGUGCGCAGGUCAUGGCACGCUUAACGAAGAGGCGGCAGGCAGACACGAAGGCUAUCCAGCAUCUUUGGGCAGCUAUCGAAAUCAUCCGGAACCAGAAGCAAAUUGCUAACAUUGACCGUAUUACAAAGUACAUGUCUCGAGUCCAUGGUAUGCAUCCCAAAGAAACCACACGUCAGCUGAGCUUAGCAGUCAAGGAUGGGCUCAUUGUUGAAACCCUGACAGUGGGGUGUAAAGGGUCAAAAGCUGGUAUUGAACAAGAAGGAUAUUGGUUGCCAGGAGAUGAGAUUGCCUACGGUAUGCAGCCUUUUUCCCAGACAGCAGCAAAAAACAAGGACUGGGAAACAGAAAAUCAUGACUGGUAUUGUUUUGAAUGCCAUUUACCUGGAGAGGUGUUGAUAUGUGACCUGUGUUUUCGUGUGUAUCAUUCCAAGUGUUUGUCUGAUGAGUUCAGGCUUAGAGACAGCAGUAGUCACUGGCAGUGCCCAGUUUGCAGGAGCAUUAAGAAGAAGAACACCAGUAAACAGGAGAUGAGCACGUACCUGCGCUUCAUAGUCUCUCGUAUGAAGGAGAGGGCUAUAGAUCUAAACAAGAAAGGGAAGGACAACAAACACCCAAUGUACAGAAGGCUGGUGCACUCAGCUGUUGAUGUUCCUACUAUACAGGAGAAGGUAAAUGAAGGAAAGUAUAGGAGUUACGAGGAGUUCAAAGCAGAUGCUCAGCUGCUUCUACACAACACAGUGAUUUUCUAUGGAGCGGACAGUGAACAAGCUGAUAUAGCGAGGAUGCUCUACAAAGACACAUGUCAUGAACUGGAUGAACUUCAGCUUUGCAAGAAUUGUUUCUAUUUGUCAAAUGCACGACCUGACAAUUGGUUCUGCUAUCCCUGUAUACCUAAUCAUGAGUUGGUUUGGGCCAAAAUGAAAGGCUUUGGGUUUUGGCCAGCCAAAGUCAUGCAGAAAGAGGACAAUCAAGUUGAUGUUCGUUUUUUUGGCCAUCACCACCAAAGGGCCUGGAUCCCCUCUGAAAAUAUUCAAGACAUCACAGUUAACAUCCACCGGCUGCACGUGAAGCGCAGCAUGGGCUGGAAGAAGGCCUGUGACGAGCUGGAACUGCACCAGCGCUUUCUUCGUGAGGGGAGAUUCUGGAAGUCAAAGAAUGAGGAUAAAGGGGAAGAGGAGGCAGAGUCGAGCAUCUCUUCCACCAGCAAUGAGCAGCUGAAGGUUACUCAGGAACCAAGAGCAAAGAAAGGGCGACGUAACCAGAGCAUGGAACUCAAAAAAGAAGAGCCAGAACCUGAAACUGAAGCAGUAAGUUCAAGCCAGGAAAUUCCCACAAUGCCUCAGCCCAUCGAGAAAGUUUCAGUCUCAACUCAGACCAAGAAGUUAAGUGCCUCUUCUCCAAAAAUGCUGCAUCGGAGCACCCAGACCAGUAACGAUGGAGUGUGUCAGAACAUGUGCCACGACAAAUACACCAAAAUCUUCAAUGAUUUCAAGGACAGGAUGAAAGCUGAUCACAAAAGAGAAACUGAGAGAGUAGUGCGAGAGGCAGUGGAAAAGCUGCGCACAGAGAUGGAAGAAGAGAAAAGGCAGGCUGUAAAUAAAGCUGUGGCCAAUGCACAGGGAGAGAUGGACAGAAAAUGUAAGCAGGUAAAGGAGAAAUGCAAAGAAGAAUUUUUAGAAGAAAUUAAGAAGCUAGCAGGCCAGCACAAGCAACUGAUUUCCCAGACCAAGAAGAAGCAGUGGUGCUACAACUGUGAAGAAGAGGCCAUGUACCACUGCUGCUGGAACACCUCCUACUGCUCCAUCAAGUGUCAGCAGGAGCACUGGCACGCCGAACACAAACGUACCUGCCGCAGGAAAAGAUGAAAGAGCGACUCCUGCCCUAGCAGAGCACCCCGAUGAUUGCUAUUCUCAGACACAGCGGUUUUUGUUUCCAAGAAGCCAAAAUUGUUUAGAAUUUGCUUCCCAUUUUGCACCAGCCUUUAAACACUUUUCGUAAAAGAAAAAUUUUGCACAGUAAUUUCCAUCUUCUGUUUAAUGCUCCUCCAAAAUUUUGUUGGCGAAAUGAAAUCUGACAUCAGUGGGAGCAGGUUACUUUGACUGAUUUUAAACUAGAGGAUUUGUUGCGUUUUCAGCAAAUUUUAAAACAUUUUUAGGUUUUACAGAGAUUUUAAUCUUUCAAAAGAGCAGAUCUAAAAAAAAAAAACAAAAAACAGCUAAAAAAAGAUACUAAUGAUACAAGUUGAACAAAAGGAAGGUUUGAGAACUAGAUCUGAAUGUAAGAAGUCCAGGACUGUUGCAGAAAAGCGAAGCAUACUACCUUGAUGUAACCUUUAUUUCUUAACCUUGUUGAGCUGGUUUUGUUCAGCUUAAUUUUACUGUUUAAAGGCAUUAUCUAUUGGUUAUACCAGUGGGUACCUGAUUGAAUUUAGGGAACAGGGUUGACACAGCAGGUGCUAGUCCUGCCUAUUUUUUCUUAACUAUUUCCCAGCCGUGUUUUAUUUUCAUUAUUUCUUUUCAAUAUAUAACUUUUAUAACGAAAUAUUAGCUUUGAUCUUGUAGUUUAAAAUCACAGGGAACUGGGGUAAUCUUUUACUGAGCUGGAUCUUAGAGACAAAAAAAGAAAAAAAAGAAAAAAAAAAAAAAAGAAAUAUUUAAAUUUUGAAGUUUGCACAUUUCAUCUUCGUCCUAACAUGAGUGCUUGUAACCAGAAUAAGAAAAGCCAAAAACCAAACGAGAACCCAACUACCUUUGCUCACGCACCCAAUGACGAGGCAUACAGAUUUCUUUCCUGCGCCCCCUCCUUCAGCCUCCCGAGCCAGUGUCGUUUGACUGCCUGUGGUCUGGAGUCACCUGGUCCGUCGUAAGCGAUAGUGAAAGGAGAAGAAGCACUUGAGUUCCACAGAAGCCGUUUAGUUUGUAGUAAUGGGUCAUUGCCUACUAACGAGCUCCAUCACUGUACUCAGAAUGAAGACUCCUGCAUGUUAAUUUCCUUGUAUUAAAGAUGCCGUGAUUUGUACAGUCUGUAUUUUGCGGAAUGUCUGGAUUAAGAAGCAUUACCAGUAGGAAUGGAUCGAUAGUUGACGACCAUUUUCUGUUCCUUUCUUUUAGCUAGAGCUAGAAGCAUCGCAUCCAGGGUCAGAGACAAGUUUUUAACUAGGUGUAAAGCUUACUUAGCUUUUCUUUGGAAGCGUCUCCGCAGUCUAGUUUAUUUCAGAGGUUGGUCUUAGACCGAGUCAUUGCCCAUCGAUACCCAGCUAUAUUUUGAGAGGUUAGAGGAAUAAUUUGUAAAUAUUUAUUUAGAUCUUUGCUAUUUAUUGAAAGCAAUUACCUGAUGGAACGAUGGAAGCUGAAGAAUCAGGAGGAAAGCCUUUUAAAAAGUUUUCUCUAGGAUUUGUCAGGGUCAUUGUAAAGAUGAAAAUAUUCACUGAGACUUCUGUUAACUACCACUGAAAUCCUGAUCUGUCUUACAGUGGUGAUGUAAGUGAAUUGACGAGAUUACUGCCAAAUAAUGCCCAUCACGUUGCAUAAAUUAUGUGGUAAACUGAUUGGGGGGAAAAAAAAUACCCCACAACUAGUGGGUAGAGGGUAACUUUUCUUACCACAGCUACAUUAUUGCCUGGUAAAUGUGUGAUUAACUCUUGUCGCCUCUGUGUUGUGACUGUAAAACACUUCACAACUAAAAAAAAAAAACAAAAAAACUCAAUCUUUUUUUGGAUUACUUUUCUGAGUUCCAAACCUUCGAUCCACCCCUAUGAAAGCAAGUUCUUGUGGAAAUAUUUUUGGUGUAAAAUCAUUCCAGAAUAUGUACUAUUUAACUGCUAGCUGCAUGACCGUAAGAUUCGUGUUACUUUGGCUUUUUUGUCUCUGUUGACACGGUUGCACAUUUCCAAGUUACUACAGUGUGAAAACUGCGUGUUUUAAAGAAAAAAAAAGAAAAAAAAGAAAAGAAAAGAAAAAAAAAAAAAGAUUGUGGCCUGGUUUUGUAUAAGUUUUAGGUAAAAUUACAACUGAUUGUUUUAGGAACCAUGAUUUAAAAUUAAUUUUUUCUGCAAAUCAUAAAGCUAUAUUAAAGUGUUGAGCUUAGCCACUAUGCACAUUGUAAUUAUUCAUUGUGGCUGUCCAGUUUAUGAUGCAUUCUGGCAUUUUGUAAGCUGCUCUGACUAGCAAUAUAUAGAGUCAUUUAAUGUGUUAACAUUGGUUAAUAAAUGUAUUUAAAAAAAACCAC
This is a messenger RNA of Pogoniulus pusillus (Red-fronted tinkerbird), 4467 nucleotides long. RefSeq names its product zinc finger MYND-type containing 11 (gene ZMYND11). The transcript has 16 exons. The coding region runs from base 252 to 2105 and encodes 617 amino acids. Lineage: Eukaryota; Metazoa; Chordata; Aves; Piciformes; Lybiidae. Gene Ontology annotation, biological process: regulation of transcription elongation by RNA polymerase II; regulation of signal transduction. The record is from RefSeq and is a predicted model, not a curated record. Gene Ontology annotation, cellular component: nucleus. Gene Ontology annotation, molecular function: transcription corepressor activity; DNA binding.